GAUUUAAGAAUAAAUUAUUAUCUUCUACUUUUUGGGCAAAAAAUAUUUUGUUCUUCAAUGAAAGCAUCAUCAGAAAGUUUUGUUGAAAAAUGUUUUUGUAAUCGUUGGGCCUUUAGUUUAAAACGAGCUAUGGAAGAUGAAAAGUCAGUUCCAAAAGAAGAUUAUGAAAAGUCAAUGUGUUUUCGUUUCAGAGACGAUCAAAUUGCUACUCUUGUUAGUCGACUUUUUCUUAGACAAGCAUCUAAACGUUUUACUGGAGCCAAAUGGGAAGAAAUUGAAUUUAAUAGAACACAAAAGGGAAAGCCUUAUUUGGUUAAACCUUCCGGAUAUAAUUUUGGAUUAAAUACUUCUCAUCAGGGGGAUUUGACUGUUUUUGCAAGUAGUUGCACUUCUGAGGUUGGUGUUGAUGUUAUGCGUCUCGAUAUGUCUCGUGGGGAUAAAACUGCUGAUGAAUAUAUAAAUUCAAUGGCAAAAUCUGCUUCUGCUGACGAAUUAAAAAAUAUGCGCUGUCAGCCGACUGAACAAAUGAAAAUGACCAUAUUUUAUCGAUAUUGGUGUCUGAAAGAGGCGGUACUCAAAGCAACAGGGCAAGGAAUUGUGGAUGAUUUAAGUCGCUAUGACUUUCGAAUUGAUACGAAUGAUCGAUACAAACAAGGAAAUUUUUUGACAUCAACAACAUUACUUGUUGAUAACGAAUUUCAACCAAAAUGGGUAUUUGAAGAGUCUUUUGUUGAUGCAAACCAUGUGGCAGCUACUUGUCGAACAAAAAAGCUUCCCAAAAGUUGUACGCUUUACUGCGACUCAGAUGCCAAUAAAAUGUUUUUCUCCAAAGUAAAUUUUGACUUUCUUCUUGACGGCUCUUGUAUUCUCAACCCUCUGCCGGGAAAUGGAUUGGAUGCCUACAACAAUUUUUUACAAAAACCCAAAAAGAAUUGA
Molecule: messenger RNA, 936 nt
Organism: Meloidogyne enterolobii
Lineage: Eukaryota; Metazoa; Nematoda; Chromadorea; Rhabditida; Meloidogynidae
Source: the annotation of a GenBank genome assembly